Closterium sp. NIES-65 is the source of this 3627-nucleotide messenger RNA. NCBI's taxonomy places the organism in Eukaryota, Viridiplantae, Streptophyta, Zygnematophyceae, Desmidiales, Closteriaceae. The record is from the annotation of a GenBank genome assembly.
AUGCCACCUAGGGCAGUAACAUUCCUGAUCUUUGCUUUCUUUAUCCACGUAACGCAUGCCCCCUCCCCCUUUGCCCCCUCCUUCCCUUGUCGUUCGAUAGACGCUCGGCAAGCUCAAGGGUUCCUCUCCUUCUUCCGCUCGCUUCCACCCGCACCGCACACGAUCCGCUUCUUCGACCGUCGCGACUACUACACUGUGCACGGCCUCGCAGCGCUUUUCGUCGCGCGCGUAUUCUACAAGACGCUCUCCGCCGUGCGCUACCUCUCCGCGGGCGGAGCAAGCGCGGCAGGAAGUUCCGCGGGCGCCAACGAUUCCGCGGCACUCCCCAGCGUGAGCGUCAACCGCAGCAUGUUCGAGUCGAUCCUCCGCCACUUGCUGCUAGAGGAAGGCGGAGGCGGAGCGGGGGGAACAGGCGCGGAGGGUGGCGGCGGAGACGGCGGGGGUAACAGCGGCGGUUCCGGCACGGGCGGCGGUGGCGGGUAUUCGACUGUGGAGCUAUACGAAGGCGGCGGCUCUAGCUGGCGGCUCGCGCGGGCCGCGACGCCGGGGCGGCUGACGGCCUUCGAGGACGUGCUGUUCGCGACGCGCGACAUGGGCGACUCGCCGACUGUGUGCGCCGUGAUCGUCGCCACGAGCGGCGGCGGCGGCGGCGGAGUAGGCGGCGCGAAGGACGGCGAGCGGCGUGUGGGGCUGGCGUUCGUGGAUCUGACGAAGCGCGCGUUAGGAAUGACGGAUUUUCUGGACGACGAGCAGUACACGUGUCUGGAAUCCGCGCUCGUCGCGCUGAGCUGUCGCGAGUGCGUGGUUCCGCAGGAGGGGGGCGGGGGAAGCGGAGGGGGAGGCGGAGGCGGGGGAGCGGAUAAGAAGGGGGCCAAGUCGCUCGAGGUGCGAAGAUUAAGAGACGUGAUGUCGCGGUGCAACGUGCUUAUAGUUGAGCGGAAACGGGCGGAGUUUAAGCCGCGCGACGUGGAGCAAGACCUGGGGAGGCUUUUACGAGGGGCGAGCGGCGCAGGGGGAAGGGGCGCAGGCGGAGGCGGAGGGGGAAGCGGAGGGAGGAUGACGGGAGCAGCAGGAGUAGGGGGUCGAGGGGGAGGAGGCCAGAAGGUUACUGUAGACUCUGAAAUCGCGGGGGCUGCGAUGGCUGCUGUACUCGCUUAUGCUGAUCUGUUAGCAGACGAUAGUAUCUACGGUCGGUACACUCUCCUUCCUUACAGCCUCCACACCCACAUGCGCCUCGACGCGACCGCCCUCCGCGCCCUCAACGUCACCGAAUCCAAAACGGACGGAAAUAGAAACUUUUCCUUAAUGGGACUGAUGAACCGCACGUGCACUGCGGGCAUGGGGAAACGGUUACUAAACCGGUGGUUGAAGCAGCCGUUAGUGGAUGAGGAGGAGAUUAAGUUUCGGUUGGAUGUGGUGCAGUCGUUUGUAGAGAGUGGCGGGAUGAGGCAGGAGGUGCGGGGGCAUCUGAGACGCAUGCCGGAUAUAGAAAGGCUGACUAGGCGGCUCGAGAUGCGGCGAGCUGGGCUGCAGGACGUGGUUAAGCUGUACCAGGCCAGCAUUCGCCUUCCAUUCAUCCGAGAGGUGCUUGAAACCCACGGAGGCUCGUUCCGCCCGAUGCUGCACGAGAGGUUUGGCGCGAGCCUGCUCGAGUGGUGCGGGGCGGAGCACUUAGCUAAGUACGAGGGUCUGGUGGAAGCAGCAGUAGACUUAGACGCUCUGCAGUCAAACGGAGAGUAUUUAAUAGCUCCAGGUUAUGACCCAAGCCUAGGGGAGAUUAAAGAGGAGAGGGAGGGGGUUGAAGUCGAAGUGCAGAGAGCAUUGCAGCAAGCAGCAAACGAUUUAGGCCUCAUAGUGGAUAAGACGAUUAAAUUAGAUAAGACGGCGCAGGCGGGGUAUUGCUACAGGAUAACGAAGAAAGAGGAGACGAACGUCAGGAAGAAGCUGAAUUCGUCGUAUGUGACUCUUGAGACCAGGAAGGACGGAGUCAAGUUCACGAAUGCGAAGCUCCGGAGGCUGAGCGAGCGCCACGUGGCGCUCACGGAUUCGUACAUGGCGGCUCAGCGGGAGCUCGUUGCAAAGGUGGUGGAAGUGGCACAGACGUUCUUGGAGGUGUUUGAGGGCGUGGCAGCACUGAUCGCUGAAAUGGACGUGCUACAGGGUUUUGCCGAGCUUGCAGCUUCGGCUCCCACUCCCUACAUCCGACCCUCCAUCUCAGGCCCGGAGGAGGGCGAUCUAGUGUUGGAGGACAGCCGGCACCCAUGUGUGGAGGUGCAGGAUGACGUCAGCUUCAUUCCCAACCACUGCCGCCUGGAGAGGGGUCGCAGCUGGUUUCAAAUCAUCACCGGGCCCAACAUGGGCGGCAAGUCAACGUUUAUACGCCAGGUGGGAGUGGUGGUGCUGAUGGCACAGGUGGGGUGCUUCGUGCCUUGCUCCCGCGCACACGUGAGCAUACGAGAUGCCAUCUUUGCCCGCGUGGGCGCUGGCGAUUGCCAGCUGAGGGGAGUGAGCACCUUCAUGGCGGAGAUGCUCGAGACAGCCGCCAUCCUGCAUGCCGCCACGCCGCACUCGCUGGUGAUCAUUGACGAGCUGGGAAGGGGAACGUCGACGUACGAUGGCUUUGGUCUCGCGUGGGCUAUCUGUGAGCAUCUAGUGGAUGAGACUAGAGCGCCCACACUCUUCGCCACGCACUUUCACGAGCUCACGGCUCUCGAAACCCGAGAUGCUUCCUGUGGUGUUGCCAACUUCCACGUCAGCGCGCACAUUGAUGAAGCUUCCAGGAAGCUCACCAUGCUUUACAAGGUGCAACCAGGCCCGUGUGAUCAGAGCUUUGGCAUCCACGUGGCAGAGUUUGCACACUUCCCUCCCGAAGUGGUGGCCAUGGCACGAGCCAAGGCACAGGAGCUCGAAGACUUUGCCCCUCCUGCUGCUCAUGGUGCUGAUGCUGGCGUUGGUGCGGCUGCUGGUGCUGGUGCUGCUGCUGCUGGUGGUGCUGGUGGGGAUAAGCGUAAGAGGGAUGGAGGGGAGGAGCAGAGGGAGGGAGUGGGGCGAGCACGGCAAUUCCUUCGGGAGUUCGCAUCGCUGCCUCUCGACAAAAUGACUGCAGAGGAGGCACUGAGGGCUGUAGCCGCGCAGGUGAAGGCUUUGGAGGGGGAUGCAGAGGGGAACGAUCACGAGCAUAUCGACACCUUUUCUGCCAAGCUGCUGGGAGCGAACGAGGUUCCCAAGAACGACUCUCAAGCCGCAAAGAACGCCGUCGGCGACCAUCGCGGCGUCGUCUACAUGAAGCUGAACAUCUACAUGGAUGACGACAAGCCCAAGUGGGUCAAGUACACGGUGAAAACCUCCCGGCUGAAAGGAGAGAUGCCGCCGACCAAGACGCACGUGCACAAGGGGGAGAAGGGGAAGAACGACGCCGUCCUUCUUGACCUGCCGUGCCAGUACGAGAAGAAGGGCGGCGAGCAGUGGCGAUGCGAGGGCUCCCUCGGGAAGAACAAGGAAGAUCGGUCGGAUACCCUGCUGUCGGCUCUUAAGGAGAUUGUUAAGAAACCCAGUGCGCAUUACGGUAACAUUCAUACUAAGCGGUACCCUGAUGGCGCCGUGCGUGGUCAGUUCUCAAAGGAGUAG